Bufo gargarizans (Asiatic toad) is the source of this 2793-nucleotide messenger RNA. It is a transcript of the gene FMR1, whose product is annotated as FMRP translational regulator 1. Gene Ontology annotation, molecular function: translation regulator activity; mRNA 3'-UTR binding; protein homodimerization activity. Bases 36 to 1964 code for a protein of 642 amino acids. Gene Ontology annotation, cellular component: membrane; postsynaptic density; axon. NCBI's taxonomy places the organism in Eukaryota, Metazoa, Chordata, Amphibia, Anura, Bufonidae. The transcript is spliced from 16 exons. Gene Ontology annotation, biological process: regulation of filopodium assembly; regulation of mRNA stability; regulation of translation at postsynapse, modulating synaptic transmission. The record is from RefSeq and is a predicted model, not a curated record.
AAAGCCGCGGCCUCUCGUCACGUGAUCGCGUUUUAAUGUUUACAUUCGAGGCGGGUGAGGGGGGAAUCCUUUCGCCAGACGGGUGCCCGUUUCGGUUUCAUUUCCCGGGAGGAGGUGGAGAGGGGACGGCCGACCGGCGGCGCUCAUGCUGCGGUCCAACCACUGACGAGAGGAGACAGAGGCCUGGAGGGACCGCCUUAUCUGCAGCCAGUGACCAGGGCAUCGCGCCGAGCAACAUGGAGGAGCUGGUGGUGGAGGUGCGGGGCUCCAAUGGAGCCUUCUACAAGGCAUUUGUGAAGGACGUACAUGAGGAUUCCAUCACUGUUACUUUCGAAAAUAACUGGCAGCCAGAGCGACAGAUCCCAUUUCACGAUGUAAGGUUUCCGCCGCCUUCGGGUUCCAGUAAGGACAUAAACGAGAGUGAUGAAGUUGAGUUUUUGAGGGUGAAAGGCGAAGAUGAUUUCAUGGUUUAUUCCAGAGCAAAUGAGAAAGAGCCAUGCUGCUGGUGGCUUGCUAAAGUUAGAAUGAUAAAGGGUGAGUUUUACGUAAUAGAAUAUGCGGCUUGUGAUGCCACCUAUAAUGAGAUUGUCACCAUAGAAAGACUGCGCUCUGUAAACCCCAACAAGCCGGCGACGAAAAACUCCUUCCACAAAGUGAAGCUGGACGUUCCUGAAGAUUUGCGGCAAAUGUGCUCAAAAGAAUCUGCUCACAAAGACUUCAAAAAGGCAGUCGGGGCGUUUUCUGUAACAUAUGAUUCAGAAAAUGGCCAGCUCGUCAUCUUGUCUGUGAAUGAAGUUACCAUAAAAAGGGCAAACAUGUUGAGCGACAUGCAUUUCCGAAGCCUCCGGACAAAAUUGUCUUUGAUGUUGAGGAAUGAAGAAGCCAGCAAGCAACUUGAAAGCUCACGGCAGCUAGCUUCCAGAUUCCACGAGCAAUUUGUUGUACGAGAAGAUCUGAUGGGUUUAGCCAUCGGCACUCACGGUGCAAAUAUACAACAGGCUAGGAAAGUUCCAGGGGUGACCGCUAUUGAUUUAGAUGAAGACACAUGUACAUUUCAUAUUUAUGGUGAGGACCAAGACGCUGUAAAGAAAGCAAGGACAUACCUAGAAUUUGCUGAAGAUGUAAUUCAAGUUCCUCGAAAUUUAGUUGGAAAAGUCAUUGGGAAGAAUGGAAAACUCAUUCAGGAAAUUGUGGAUAAAUCGGGGGUUGUCAGAGUGAGGAUUGAAGCUGAAAAUGAUAAAAACAUUUCCCAAGAGGAGGGAAUGGUUCCUUUUGUGUUUGUGGGCACCAAGGACAGCAUCACCAAUGCAACCGUUCUGCUGGACUACCACCUUAACUAUUUAAAGGAAGUGGACCAACUACGCCUGGAGCGGCUGCAGAUUGAUGAACAGCUCCGACAAAUCGGAGCCAGCUCGAGACCUCCACCAAAUCGUCCCGAAAAAGAGAAGGGCUAUUUAAGUGAAGACUGCAGUGGCAUAGGACGAGGAAGUCGACCAUAUAACAACAGGGGGCGCAGCAGGAGGGGAACUGGUUAUGCAUCGGGUACAAAUUCUGAGGCAUCAAAUGCUUCAGAGACUGAGUCUGACCACCGGGAUGAGCUCAGUGAUUGGUCCUUGGCCCCUGCUGAGGAAGAGCGCGAUAAUUACAUUCGGAGGGUUGAUGGAAGAAGGCGUGGCGGAACUCGAGGUCAAGGACUUAGGGGACGUGGGGGGUUCAAAGCAAAUGAUGACCAGUCUCGAACAGACAACCGACAGCGCAAUUCUCGAGAGCCUAAAACGAGGACAGCAGAUGGCUCUCUCCAGAUCCGAAUUGACUGCAAUAAUGAGAGAAGUGUACAUACUAAAAGCUUGCAGAACACACCCAUUGAGGGCAAUCGACUUCGCACUGGCAAAGACCGCAUUCAGAAGAAAGAAAAAUCCGAGGCGGUGGAUGGGCAGCAGAUGAUGGUUAACGGCGUACCGUAACUUUACAUGUCUCCUGUCAACCCUUCACACUCUAAGCAAAAUCUAAGAUUCAUCAUAUUUCACGUUAUAGAAGCCUGUUAGGCCGAAGACAAAUAGGCAAGAAGACACGGGGCAUGAAACAGAGCGUUCCUGUUAGCCUUAUUUUGUUAGUAUUGGCUAUAAACGUUUUCAAAGGUCAGACAUUGGAAACCUAUUUGCAUUAAAUAUCAAACCUUCUGAGGCUUUCAAGUACAUAUUGCACUUGACUUAAAAAAAAAAUAAGAAAAAAAAAAGGAAAAAAAGAAAAAAAAUAUUUUUUGUUUAAAAGAGAAAAUAAAUGAAAACCUACUAAGCUGUGUGUUGGUAUAAUUGUGUUCAGUUGCACUAUUUUCAGGCAGCUGAUUAGAACGGUAGACAACAGCAUCUAUUCAGCCGGGCUCAUGUCUCCACUCAUGCAGUAUGUCUUACAUCAUUCCUACAACGCCCAAUCAUUGGACAUUAUCUUAGUGGGCCCUAAUAAUUGUGCAACGUAAUGUCAUUUCUCAUUUGGUUUAAAAAAAAAAAAAAAAGUGAGAAAAAAAAGUCGUAUGAUCUGUGCCUUUUUUAUAUCUGGACAUGUAUGGCUAGUGUUUGAAUGCAGGAAUCAGGGGAGAAAAAUGUAAGUGUAAAAUAUAUGUAGCAAAUAUGUAAACCCAAUAGAACUCUUUUUAAGGCGAGUGCAUGCUUUCCAUACACACGUACACACAAACCUCGGCUGCAAACAGUAGAAAUUUGGUUUUGCACUAGCAGAUAAUAAUCCUGCCAGGGACCAUGUUUCUUCAUAGACUGAAUAGAUGGGGCCAUUUUAUUA